GUUCCGCUUAUUGGACCAAGUAAAGCGAGUUUUCCUACAACAAGGGAACAAGAGUUUGCGCCCGGUCCCCACACGGGUGGCGUUCGAAAAUUAUGAAAUUUCGCCCGAGAUGCACAAUUGCAUUUGUGGCGCUACUGCUUCAAGUUGCCCUUGUUAGCAGUAAGGCGCUUCAACAAAAUGCCGGGAUUAUACAGAACCAAUGGCAGAAUCAACAAGGGAACACAGAGGGAAUCCAAAAAAGAUAUGAUCCGGGAGCAGAUUCAGGACAUGAUGAUCAUCAUGAUCAUGGAUACUGGAAGAAAAAGUUAAUCUGGAAACCUGGCUGGAAGAAAAUUUGGAAACCAGCUCAAAAACAAAUUUGGAAACCCGCAUGGAAAAAAAUCUGGAAACCUGUUUGGGAGCCAACGCAACGAGCGAUAUGGAAAGAAAUUCAAGUGCCGGCUUGGAAAAAAAUUUGGAAGCCAGUUUGGAAAGAAAUUCAAGUGCCUGUGUGGAAAGAAAUUCAAGUUCCUGCAUGGAAAAAAGUUUGGAAACCUGUGUGGAAACCAAUUAAGGUACCUGGAUGGAAAGAAAUUCAAGUUCCAGACUGGAAAAAAGUGUGGAAGCCAAUUUGGAAAGAAAUCCAAGUGCCUGCAUGGAAAGAAAUUCAAGUGCCUGCAUGGAAAAAAAUCUGGGUUCCUGAGUGGAUUAAAGUUGGAGUUCCUGGAGAGCAUAACAUUGGGACAGAUCAUAGCGGAUGGCAGUAUACAAGUCAUGAUCUUUGGAAGAAAAAACUAAUUUGGAAACCCCUUUGGAAAAAAUACUGGAAGCCAGCAAAAAAACAAAUUUGGGUACCAGACAAGAAACUCGAAUGGAAGGAAGAAUGGAAACAAAUAUGGAAACCGGCAAAAAAACAAAUUUGGUUAGACGAUAAAAAACUUGUUUGGAAAGAAGAAUGGAAACAAAUUUGGAAGCCUGACAAGAAACUUAUUUGGGUCCCAGACAAAAAACUUGAGUGGAAAGAAGCCUGGAAACAAAUCUGGAAAACAGAAAAGAAACAGGAAUGGAUACUAGACAAAAAACUAGCUUGGAAAGAAGCCUGGAAGCAAAUUUGGGUGCCUGCAUGGAAGGAGAUUUGGGUACCAGAUUGGAAAAAAAUUUGGAAACCAGUUUGGAUCUCAGAAUGGUUUCCGGCAGAAGAUCAUCAUCAUCCUCAUCAUGGUAGUGGAUGGGAAGAUCGUAAGGAUGAUGUAGCUGAAGAUCAAAGACAACGAUUAGCUAGACAAAGUCAGCAAUUCGAGUCACAGCAACAGGGUCUUCAACAAACUCAACAAGUACAACAAGGCCCUAUUCCGCUUGCGUCUAUUACCGCUGACUUGGUUCCUCCACCAUCGAAUCAACAAACAACUUGGAAAUUGCCAAGUCGUUAAUAAUUAGUACUUCUUGAACUUGUACGAAUAAAAUUCUUUUAUUCUUCAAGCCGGAAAUGUAAUAUAAGCCAAUGUACAUAUAAUUACUGAGAUUUGAUAGCAAAAGAGUUAUAAGAGCGGAAGAAACGUAACUUCUGCUUUGCUCAUUCCUUUCAAAUCAGUUAUUAAUGUUAUUAUUAUUAUUAUUAUUAUUAUUAUUAUUAUUAUUAUUAUUAUUGUUAUUAUUAUUACUAUUAAUUUUUUAUUGUUUUUUUUUAAUUUACAAAAACAAGUUAUUUGUUAUUACGAUUGUUAAUUAAUUAUCUGUUAUACGAAUAAAUUA
This is a messenger RNA of Microplitis demolitor, 1731 nucleotides long. RefSeq lists its product as uncharacterized. Bases 93 to 1409 code for a protein of 438 amino acids. Lineage: Eukaryota; Metazoa; Arthropoda; Insecta; Hymenoptera; Braconidae. The transcript has 3 exons. The record is from RefSeq and is a predicted model, not a curated record.